AUGAAAUUUAUAAACAUAAAAAAUAUUAAAUUGAAUUAUGCGAGAAGUAUAAGACGUCCUUUUAGUGGAUACACAGGAAAAAAUAUAAGUGAUAAAGAUUUGGUUAAAAAAAAUGACGACUGGUACAUUGAAGAAACCAAUUUUUGCUUAGGAAGAGUAACAAAACUCAGAUUUUCUGAAAAGGAUGAUAUGGCUAGAAGAGUCUUAAAAAUUAUGGACAGCCAACUAAGUAAAAUGUAUACAAGGAUGAGAGAUGGAACAGUUAUUCCGUAUAUGUCAUUUUACUUAAACGAUGUAAUAGAUAAGCCUGCUCCUAACCAUCAAUUUAUUGAACAACCUUUAAUAAAAUGGACAUGGGACGAAGCCUAUGAUGAAGCAUACGAAGAAAGUUAA
Plasmodium reichenowi is the source of this 393-nucleotide messenger RNA. RefSeq lists its product as hypothetical. The coding region runs from base 1 to 393 and encodes 130 amino acids. Lineage: Eukaryota; Apicomplexa; Aconoidasida; Haemosporida; Plasmodiidae. The record is from RefSeq and is a predicted model, not a curated record. The transcript is spliced from 3 exons.